AUGGUCACCACUCGGCAGGUGAUGGAUGUGAUCCUCCGAGGAGGCGACUACAAGUCCCUUCUCGAGAGACUCCGAAGUCAGUCAGGGUACUCGAUCCACGGCAUGAACAAACUCAAUAAUCAUUGGAUGGUUCUUCUUGAGUCGGUCGCCAAAGCUCUCUACUACGGGGAGCCUGAUCGCGACGCCACCCGUACAGCUUUCGAGGCUCUCCAAGAGUGCAAAGCAGACGUCCCCCGGUGCAUCGAAAAUGCGCUUCUGAACAAGAGGCCCCUCAUCUGCAAGCCUUUGCUCGAGAACUUGAAGUUUGAUGAGGAUGAAGAAGAAGAAGCAAUGGUGGAGCUCUUGAGGACCAUCGUGGUAUGCUGCGACCCGGGUGGCGACGGCAACGACGAAAUCGACCGCGCACUCCAAUGCCUCGUCGACAACGACCUCAACGUCGAGAAGCCACUGUCCGCGGCAAUGAGAAGCGUGAACAUGGUUGCCGUAAACGCGCUCUUGAGGUUGGGUGUUGGCCUGAACGACCCCUGUGAUGACUAUGUCGCGUUCGCGUGUUGUGACGAGGGCGGAGACACGGCGAAGCUUCUCAUCGGGCACGGGUAUGACGUCAACAUCGAUUCCGAGUCGAAUGGUACCGCCCUUCAUGCCGCAGCGAUAAAUGCGGUCUCAGUAAAUAAGACCAAGUGUCUAGAGCUCUUUAUGAAGGCGGGCGCUAAGGAGCGGUCAGUCCCAUGCGCUUUUUCCCCUGGAGUUGGUGCUGGAGUGUUUGGUCUGUUUUCUGCCUCCAAAGAAGAGUUAACUCCGUCGCAGUGCAUUAAGAAGUUUGCUGAGGACAGGAUCACCAGCGGAGACCCCCCUAGCGACGGUGCUCUCGAGCGCGCCCUCCACGUUCUUGCGACUGUACGGUCCGGGGACAAAGAGACCGGGGGGCCGGUCGGGUAA
Molecule: messenger RNA, 939 nt
Organism: Ectocarpus siliculosus
Lineage: Eukaryota; Phaeophyceae; Ectocarpales; Ectocarpaceae
Source: the annotation of a GenBank genome assembly